AUGGCAUCGCAACCCCAGGAACGGCUCGCGCGGCUGAAGCGGCCUGUGGGCAGCCGGCCACCGACCGACCGGAAGCUGGACGACAGUUGUACACUUGAUGGGAAGAGCCUGUCGUACCUCACUCCAGGACAAUGGCUAGACGAUGGUACCGUCAACACCUUCCUCAAGAGUCUCUGCCUGGCGCGACCGGGCAAAUGUGUCACCUUCGACAGCGCCGCUCUCCUGCCCUUGCUAGCCACGCUCGGAUCUGAGGAAACGACACAAACGGCGGUCGACGAACUUUACAAACCUCUCAGGACCUUGGCCGCUACCGUCACCGGCAAUGACGGUUUGGUGUUUAUGCCAUUCUGCGCAGAAGGCCACUGGGUCUUGGCAGUUGCUGAUUUCCAGAACAAGGUAAUCCGUGUGUACGACUCUAUGGUGGACUGUACCGAAGCUGGCGAGGUAGAUCCGAGUAACCUCGUGCAGACAAUACUCCCAUGCGUCAAGGGCAUCCUGAGUUUCUGCAUCGACGAAGACCAGUGGCCGGUAGAACACAUGUGGUUGCCGAUAAAACCGAACACCACAGAUUGUGGCACCUACGUCUGCCUGAUGGCGCUGCAGCACGCCUACAUGCCCGGGUUCCAGCCCGACGACUACGUCACCCGGUUCUAUGAUUGGAACAGAAACUGGUCAUAUUACGAGCUGGACGCGUGGUACUGGUUUGCGGGCCGGAAGAUCAUCCUCGAAGUCUGCAGGAGAUACUUCAAACCCACCUCUACCGACACACCACGGAUGCCUUUCUUCGUGGAACAAGACAUCAACAAGGCUCUUUGGGAUUUCGCUGGCUUCCCACCGGCAAUAGCGCCCUUCUCUUGUCUCAUGCCGUAUUUUUAUGCACGGUCACAGACUCUGUACCGAGUCAUAAACGCCCUCACAUGGGCUAUCAACUCGAUCCACAGCCUUGGUUCCACGCUACACGUUCAUUCCAGCGAAUCGAUCCAGAACAGGGCACGUGAGGUGGUCCUCACGCCGCGGGGGGAGCCCUUCUUGGACGAAAUCGUGGAUGAGGCCGUGAGCUACGCGUGGCACGACGUUGAGGCGCUCCAAAACCUGGAGGAAGACCUCAGUCGGGUUUGGAACCAAUUGUACCAAGAGGAUUGUUAUACUCAAGUUCGACUGAAUGCCUGGGCGGCUGAUGUGGAUUCCUGGGCGGCUUAUGUGGCCCAGGUGGAACAAGACGCAGAGCAGGCUCCAAGCUUUACGGAUCAUGGCUCACCAUCCUCGCCCGGCAGGGAGUGA
Diaporthe citri is the source of this 1281-nucleotide messenger RNA. RefSeq lists its product as uncharacterized. Gene Ontology annotation, biological process: proteolysis. NCBI's taxonomy places the organism in Eukaryota, Fungi, Ascomycota, Sordariomycetes, Diaporthales, Diaporthaceae. The record is from RefSeq and is a predicted model, not a curated record. Bases 1 to 1281 code for a protein of 426 amino acids. The transcript has a single exon. Gene Ontology annotation, molecular function: cysteine-type peptidase activity.